Messenger RNA from Aureobasidium uvarum, 390 nucleotides. Lineage: Eukaryota; Fungi; Ascomycota; Dothideomycetes; Dothideales; Saccotheciaceae. The record is from the annotation of a GenBank genome assembly.
AUGUCAGACCGCCUCAUCACCCAAGCCAACUCAAGACUUACCAAGGCCAACCUUGUCAGCCUGCUAGCCAGGGAGGAGGCCUGGUCCUCGCUGGACUUGGAAGUCAAACGCGAGCUGUAUCGAAUGCUCCCAAUACCCCUGAAUGGCACCAACCCUAAUCCCGAUCCUGACGUGCACCCGCUCAAGACAAGCUUUGCGAAGUACAUCAAGCACUUCAUCUACGAGUGGGAGCAGGACCUUGCUGCCGGACGCAACACUGCAAAGUGGCAGAGAGAAGCCAAGCAAGCCGCAGGAGAGCGUAUGUCAGGGGCAUAUGACGGCUGGAAGGAGAAGGAGCGUGAAGAGCACUGGGGUCAGAAGUACGAUCCAGACCAUUUCAAGAGGGUUUAG